Dibothriocephalus latus is the source of this 429-nucleotide messenger RNA. The record is from the annotation of a GenBank genome assembly. NCBI's taxonomy places the organism in Eukaryota, Metazoa, Platyhelminthes, Cestoda, Diphyllobothriidea, Diphyllobothriidae.
AUGGUCAUUGUGGAACUGCUUCGUCUUGUUCUUGCGGUACAAAAGGAUGCCAUCACCAUUGGCAAUUUGCCUCUGCCGCACCUGUGUGCUGUGCAUGCCAUCCUCGCCUGUGUCAUGUCCAUUGUCGUACCCCUGGCACCCCUGCCGCCACUGGUACCACAUGUGGAAGAGGUUAUCAAUCGACGCCAGGAGACCGCACCCUACCUCCUCCCUGAGGUCGCCUUCAACCGCAAAAACACCCAGGACACCUAUCCCACGGAACUGGCCAUUCCCGAGGAGCUGCUCUUCUGCGUGGACAAGGUACGUGCAGCCCUGGUUGAUGCCGAUUUCGAUGCCAGCACCCUAGAGACUCCCUACCCAGCCUUCGAUCCUCUGAGAACCCUGCCAGCUAGCAGUCGUAUGAGUCUGCCGUCCGGAAUGCGUGCUAGC